Molecule: messenger RNA, 2387 nt
Organism: Chiloscyllium plagiosum (whitespotted bambooshark)
Lineage: Eukaryota; Metazoa; Chordata; Chondrichthyes; Orectolobiformes; Hemiscylliidae
Gene: edar
Product: ectodysplasin A receptor
Biological process (GO): positive regulation of JNK cascade; positive regulation of canonical NF-kappaB signal transduction
Cellular component (GO): plasma membrane
Molecular function (GO): signaling receptor activity
Source: RefSeq, a predicted model, not a curated record
CCCUGAAGUUAUUAUUGUUUCAGAUUUGUUCCUGUUAAUCCCUUGGACGAUCUACAAUGUAAAAUUCCUGAAGGCUAUGAUUUUUGAUUUCUCAACAGCAAAACACCUAAAGGCAAAUAAAAAGAUGUUGCACUGCAAGACGCUAUGGCGGGCAUACGUUUUCCCUUUACUAUUGGUAUCCCUGAUCUCUUUAGUUAUUGCUGACUACUCCUCAGAAUGUGGGGAGAAUGAAUAUUUUAACCAAACAACUGGGUCUUGCCAUGCCUGUCCUCAAUGUCACUCAGGUGAAGAACCUGUUUCGAACUGUGGAUAUGGAGUUAAGGAUGAUUCCUAUGGCUGCCAACCUUGCCAGAAUGGCAAAUUCUCAAAGGGUGUAUAUCAGAUCUGCAGAAGACACAAAGAUUGUGAGGGAUUCUUUCGGGCUACUGUCUUGACACCAGGCACUGUAGAGACCGAUGCAGAAUGUGGGCCUUGUAUCCCAGGUUACUACAUCCUAGACAAUAGAUCCAGAAACACCUACACAAAGGUUUGCCAUUCCUGUUUACUGGCACCUCCAAACACAAAAGAAUGUUUGGGCAUUACUUUGUCUUCAAGCUUUUCAAGCAGUAGCUCAGCUGUCACUGGAAACUCUCCAGUUCUACAGGAAACUCACAAAGUAGAUCAUGCUGGGCAAGGACACCUUGGCACUGCUUUGAUAAUUGCCAUGUCCACCAUAUUCAUAAUGGCCAUAGCCAUUGUUUUAAUUGUUCUUUUCUACAUUUUAAAGACAAAGUCUUCUACUCAAGCUUGUUGCAGCGGCAAUUCUGUAAAACAUAUUGAAGCUCAGAUCAAUACCCAAGAAGACAAGAAGGAAGUACAAGAAAAUGUUGUAAUAUUCUCCGAGAAAGAUGAAUUUGAUAACAAACUCAAUGCAGUUCCACCUAAGACUGAAAAAAAUGAAAAUGAUGCUUCCUCAGAAAAUGAGCAGCUUUUGAGUCGAAGCAUGGACAGUGAUGAGGAAGCUGCAUUAGACAAGCGGGGAAUGUCCGAUUUAUGCCUCUUAUCAUUGGUUCCUUUAACAAGAGAUAAAUCAGCAAACAACAAAGCAAGUGGGAUACAGACGCGGAGGGAGAAGAUACUUGAGCUAUGCAAGAAAGUGUGCAGUUACACAGAAGGGCUCAGCCCGACAGAACUACCUUUUGACUGUCUUGAGAAAACCAGCAGAAUGCUGAGCUCUACCUACAGCACGGAUAAAGCUAUUGUGAAAACAUGGCGUCAUCUGGCAGAGAGCUUUGGGCUGAAGAGGGAUGAAAUAGGUGGAAUGACAGAUGGAAUGCAACUCUUUGAUCGUAUAAGCACAGCAGGUUAUAGCAUCCCUGAACUGCUUACCAGACUUGUGCAUAUUGAAAGGAUGGAUGCUGUAGAAGCCUUGUGUAUGGAUGUUCUAGAGUGCACACAAUGUGCACCAAUAGCUAAUCCUGUUAUCUUACCCAAAUGUGCAAAUGUGUAGUCAGCAUCUUGUAACAAAUACCAUGAAGUAUUGUUUGAGUCCAGAAUAUGUAAUUUGUCAGUGCUUACUAAGUGUUCUAAGACCAAUGAGGCAAAACAUAAUAGUGAAACUAUAGAAGGAGGCUCUGUACUCAUGCCUCUCAGUUUUAAUUCAGGAUCCUGACUGUUUUGCUUUGUUGUAUCCUGUUUUCAGGAGACAUUAUGCUAAGGGACAAUGUUAACAACCAGCAGUAAUUUGAACAAGUUAGCUUUAGAAUACCAAAAUGGCAGACUUAUACCUAUUCAUUUUGUACUGCAAUAACCAUGAAACACAUGAAAAUUAAGCAGAAGCAUGCUGACAUACAAAUAUUAUCGAACUAUCAAACAUCCUGACCUGGUCCUAGAUUGUUUGCAGAUUAAGGGACAUCUGAUAACUGGGAGACUUUCAAAAGUGUGGUAACGAGAGUUCAAAGUUACUAUGUUCCUAUUAGAGUGAAAGAUAAGGAUGCUCAGAUUAGAGAACAAUGGAUGAAUAAAGAUAUUGAGGCUCUAGUCAAGAAUAAAAAAAUUAUUAGAUAUAAACAACUGUGUUCAAAUGAAUCUCUUGAAGAGUGAAAAGAGUGUAGGGCAUUCCUAAGAGGGAAAUCAGUUUGGCAAACCUAUGAGAUGGGAAAGAUACUAAAUGAAUAUUUUGCAUCAGUUUUUAACAUGGAGAAAGAAAUGGGGGUUAGAGAACUAAGAGAAAUAAAUACUGGUGUUUUGAAAACAGUUCACAUUACAGAAGAGGAAAUGCUGGAGGUCUUAGAAAACAUAAAGGUGUAUAAAUCUCCGGGAUCUGAUCUAGUGUAUUCCAGGACUUUGUGGGAAGUUAGGGAGGAAAUUGUGGGGCCCCUUGCAGAAAUAUUUGUAUCAUCUAUAAC